GCCGCGCCGCCACCCGGUUCACAGCGCUACUGGCGGCCCACGUUGUCGGUCGUGUCGUCCGCCGCGCUCGCCGCACGCAUCGCAGAGUCUCUCGUUGGCUUGCGGUGGAUCUCGCGGCGACCCGGUCGAUGGUCAUCAGUGCCGUGCCGACGUGCCAGUGGUGCUCCAAGUGAAAUGCCUGUGAAGCUUGUGACAGUCCCUGGUGUUGUGUUUCUUACGCCUGUGUGCUCCUUCGGGAGUUGUUGUGCCGCUAGAGACUCUGUUUCGCGCGCACCGGCCUUCGCCGCCGUCUGUGAGAUACCAGCGAGUACCUUGGUGACUCGCUCCGUCAUUGGAUUUUCUAACGCAUCGAGUGUUGUGUCAAAGUGUCUUGGUGCUCUUUUGGACUCUAAUAUUCCGGGGAGUGAAACUCCAAGAGACAUUCUCUUGGAAUAACCUACCUGGAUUAUCACCAUUUUCAACCUGCACCCUUGGAUUACUAUUUCACCAAUGAGUAUCGACACGACCAUCAUGCCGCCCCAGUUCGACCAACCCUGGUGCUCACCCAGCCCGCUGGGCCUGCCCUUGCCUGGCGCCGACGACGAGAGCUUGGACUUGAACAUCUUCGACGACCUAUCGUUCCUGGACGACUCCCCCUUGUUCCCCGAUGCCCUCCUCGAUGUCUGCCCCUCCGACAUGAUGGAGGACUUCCUGGGCUCCUCCCAGGUCCGGCACGACUGCAUGUGGGCAGGGACGUGCGUGGACGACAACAAGGACCGGCCGAACCCCUUGCCGCGGCUGCAGCACGAGAGCCCCGUCAAGUGUGGCUCCAUGCCCGUCCUCACCCCCUGCCACGACACCCCCACCAAGGACACUGACUCAGUGCCGGCCCCCAGUGUUACCCCCAGUAGAGCAAAGUGCAACCAGCGCAGCAUUCUAAGAACUAACCUCAACCUCGCGAGUGCCGCCCAUGUAGUGACCAGUGACCCCCUCAGGACAGCUUCUCAGGAGGAGAGCGAUGACUCUGGCCGGCCAGACACGCCCCUGAGCAUGGAGGGAAGUGUGCCCGACCCCGCCGAGUUCAAGCACGACUACGAGCUGGCGUCGUCCUGCAUCGGGGGUGACGACGAGGAGGAAGCGGAGGAGGACGAGGAAGAGGACGACGACGAGGAGGAGGAGGAAGAUGACGAUGAGGACGAGGAGAGCGAGGACGAGGACGAGGAGGUGGCGCCGAUGGUGAACGCGGCGGAGGCGACGGGCCAGACCGUGAGGGCGGCGUCGCAGCACACGUCCCGGUUCGACUCCCGGCCGCAGCAGAUGGCCGUUUCCAACCACUUCUUCAACGACCACAGCUACCACCUCAGCAAGGACGUCAGCUCGUCCAUCCCCGGCAACCUGACACCCUCAGAUUCUGAGGACGAGAUCGACGUGGUGUCGGUGUGCGGCGAGAAGUCGUCGUCGCGGUCCUCGUCGCAGAGCGCCCUGCCCUCCAACCCCUCGGCGCGCGACCGGCACGCGCUGCAGCAGACGAUGGCCUCGGCCAUGAAGCGGUCGUCGUACAACGCGGCGCCCUCCACCUACCCGUCGUACCUGUCCGGCCGGCAGCCCAGCGGCAAGCUGGCCAGGAUGCAGGCCGAGAGGCAGCGGCAGCGCGAGCGCAAGCGGCGCGCCCAGGAGCGCGACGACUCGUCCGAGGAGGACGUGGUGCGGCCCACCAAGAAGCGCGCCAAGCACCACCACGCCUACAAGCCCGUGCGCCGCGGCGGCGCCGGCCACUUCAGCAAGGCGUCGUCCUCCGACUCCGAGCCCGACUCGUGCGAGAAGCGCUCGCUGCACAACAACAUGGAGCGGCAGCGGCGGGUGGACCUGCGCAACGCGUUCGAGGACCUCCGCGUGGUGGUGCCCGAGCUGAGCAACAACGCCCGCGCCGCCAAGGUGGUGAUCCUCAAGGAAGCCUCCCACUACUGCCGCCAGCUGACGUACGACUCCAAGUCCCUGAGCCAAGAGUCCGUCGCCCUGGAGCGCGAGCGUGACCGGCUCCUGGCGAGAGUGUCCUUCCUGAGGAAACAGGUGGCCUGCAUGAGGAUGGGCCGGGAAGCGUAGGCAAGGUGUGUGCCAGUGUGCCAGACGCGGUGAGGACCUUAGCGCAAGUGUCAGAGAGGCUGUGCACGCGUGCCGACUGCCGCCUGCUCUCGACCCGAGACCACCUUCAGAACCGUAUCCAGGACUCUAGCUUCGUGCCUGUGUGGGAACUUUGACUCGCCCCGUCGAGUAGAGUGGAGUGGAGAGUGUACAGUGUACAGCUUGGUUGUAAUCAAUCCACUUGCUCGACUUGCGAGUUACGUAGACUUAGAUGCGUUGAAAUCAAUUAGUGACCAAUGCGUAGUGCUCUCCAUGUGGAGUAGUAGUUCCACGGGCUGCCUGCCAUUUUGCAUUUGUCACAAGACUUUGGAUUAUGUUAGGUUUUAUCAUCUUUAAUUUUUUCUUUUCUCUUUGAUUCUGUCCGGGCUCCGAAUGAGAGCAUAACGGAGAGAUCAUGUAUGGAAGUAGAUAGUUCCGUUGGGUAUAUCUGGCAGCUAGUGUCGCUUUCUAUCAUCGUCCAACUUGUCGGACUUAUAAAGUUAUGUACAAUUGGUUUUAGAAUGCAUUGUAAGUGAUAAGCUGCCGUAAUUGGUCCUAGUUUAUGCAGGUUUAAUAUUGGCUUUAGCUGACUUAGGCUAAUGAUAUCUCUGUAAGCCUAUUUGUAGGGCGUUUUUAAUCAGCCCAAGCCCUCUUUUGAUCUUGCGCAUAAGAUUAAUUUGUGAUAAUUUGUACAUAUGUUAUUUUUCUAACAAUCAAGUUUAAACCAAAGUAAUAGUCAUAAUUAAAAAUUAUUAGAUCUCAGAAUCAUUACCUUAAAAUAUUUAUGUUAUAUAAGUCUAUAUUUUUUCAUUAAUAUAAAUACAUGUUACCAUUACUUUGGUUUAAAUUAAGGUAGUUUUAAAUUUUUUUUUACAGUUAAAAUGUAAAUAAAAUAUCAUCAUAUAAACUAAA
Molecule: messenger RNA, 3012 nt
Organism: Thrips palmi
Lineage: Eukaryota; Metazoa; Arthropoda; Insecta; Thysanoptera; Thripidae
Product: rRNA biogenesis protein rrp36-like
Exons: 3
Coding region: 490-2082 (530 amino acids)
Biological process (GO): regulation of transcription by RNA polymerase II
Molecular function (GO): DNA-binding transcription factor activity, RNA polymerase II-specific; RNA polymerase II cis-regulatory region sequence-specific DNA binding; protein dimerization activity
Source: RefSeq, a predicted model, not a curated record